Rhincodon typus (whale shark) is the source of this 5031-nucleotide messenger RNA. RefSeq names its product mitogen-activated protein kinase kinase kinase kinase 4-like. The transcript has 9 exons. The record is from RefSeq and is a predicted model, not a curated record. Lineage: Eukaryota; Metazoa; Chordata; Chondrichthyes; Orectolobiformes; Rhincodontidae. Bases 132 to 1220 code for a protein of 362 amino acids.
GAAUGUUCCUAUUAUAGACCCCGUCAGCAGGAAAUACACUCCAGAAACACAAAUCAUCUUCAUCAUUCACACCAUUUAUAGAUCCCCGAUUAUUGCAAAUAUCCCCAUCUAGUGGGACCACUAUAUCUUCAAUGGUUGUUUUCUCUAAUGACCAGAUUAGACCAGAGUCAGUGAAGCAAGAUCCAAGCAGAAAAGGAUCUGUUGUCAAUGUAAAUCCAACCAACAUCAGGCCACAGAGUGACACACCAGAAAUCCGGAAGUACAAGAAGAGAUUCAACUCUGAAAUCCUUUGCGCUGCAUUGUGGGGUGUGAAUUUAUUAGUGGGUACUGAAAGUGGCCUGAUGCUGCUGGACAGGAGUGGUCAAGGAAAGGUGUAUCCCCUGAUUAAUCGCAGACGUUUUCAGCAAAUGGAUGUACUUGAGGGAUUGAAUGUUCUGGUGACAAUAUCGGGGAAGAAAAACAAAUUGCGAGUAUAUUAUUUGUCCUGGUUAAGAAACAAGAUAUUGCACAAUGAUCCUGAAGUAGAGAAAAAACAAGGCUGGACAACAGUUGGAGAUUUAGAAGGAUGCGUACACUACAAAGUUGUAAAAUAUGAAAGGAUCAAGUUUUUAGUAAUUGCUUUGAAGAAUUCUGUGGAAGUCUAUGCAUGGGCGCCAAAACCAUACCACAAAUUUAUGGCCUUUAAGUCAUUUACAGACAUGUUGCACAGGCCAUUAUUGGUAGACCUCACAGUGGAGGAAGGGCAGAGGCUAAAAGUGAUCUAUGGCUCCAGUGCUGGCUUCCAUGCUGUUGAUGUGGACUCAGGAACUGUCUAUGACAUUUAUCUGCCAACACAUAUCCAAAGCAGCAUCCAACCACAUGCGAUUAUCAUACUUCCAAACACAGAUGGAAUGGAAUUAUUGGUCUGCUAUGAGGAUGAAGGAGUCUACGUUAACACGUAUGGACGAAUUACUAAGGAUGUGGUUCUACAAUGGGGAGAGAUGCCUACUUCUGUCGCCUAUAUUCGAUCCAAUCAGAUUAUGGGUUGGGGAGAAAAAGCCAUUGAAAUCCGAUCAGUAGAGACUGGACACUUGGAUGGUGUAUUUAUGCACAAAAGAGCGCAGCGACUAAAGUUCCUUUGUGAAAGAAAUGAUAAGGUCUUCUUUGCUUCAGUCCGUUCUGGUGGAAGCAGCCAGGUUUACUUCAUGACUCUUGGCAGGAGUUCUCUCCUCAGCUGGUAGGAAAGCUAAUUAUGUACCAAGAGCAACGGGAGUCUUCAGAAGAUCUUGGAAACCUUGAAUUAACUAACAACUGGAGAACAAACUGCACUGAUGCAACGCAUUGCCUAAACCUGUCACUGAAAUUGUGAUCUGUAAAAAGGAAGCAAUGCUACUGGUGCUGUUAGAAUUUUACUGUCAGGUGACAGCCAGUCUAGAGUAGAAGAAAACACCUCAUCUCAAUUAUACAUCCCUUAAUUUAAGAUGACAAUGUAUUGCUUGAAAAAAGUGCCCUAAGAAUGCAGGCGGUUGGUUCUAAAGCGGUUGGACAAGUGGGGAAGUGGAAACAGUGAUAUGCUGACAGUAGAGAAAUGUGUAGCAUGGGAAAGGGGAUUUUUUUUUUAAAUGUGUAUCAUUCUAAGUGACUUUUCUUUUGUAAGGUAACAGAGUGUUAAGGAGAAGGAAAAUGCAAGUUAGGAGUUUUUAUUGAAAUGUGAAUGACAAAAUGAAAGCAAUUAAUUGUGUCGGUCUUUGCAAGGGAAGGGUGUUUUGGUCAUUUUCUGUAUAUCAGGUUUUGCUUGUGUUCUCCAAAACUUUUUUAAAAAUCAAUUGAAACUUGUGUGGAGGACAAGGUUUUCAGAUUUGUAUGGCUUUGUGGGGCAGACCAGAAACUUGAUGUUUGGUUAUGUUACAGUAUUAUAGAUGCCUCUCCAAGAUUUUACUUACUUGUAGCAGUAAAAAAAAGCAGUUUAACAAAUCCUGCACUCGUAAAUCUCCCAAACUACUUAUUAAAAAAUUGUUUUGCCUACCUCAUUUGUUUAAGAAAGGAAAAAAAGAGGUGGUUUAGUCAUUUUAAUAUUAUUUGUAUUUGAAACUUGCGCAUCUUUGUCUAAUUUAAAGUUUGUUGAUACCAAAUUUAUGAUCGAAAUGUUUGUCUACUGUUGGUUAAAUUGCAGCUUGUUUUAGCAGGCAAACAAUGUGACUAUUUUGUAAUUGGAAAAUGCCAGCUGAGUGCAGAAACUGACAGAUCUGUGGUCAGCUGGUGAGGUUAGAAGCAGAAAAUAGAGGCAAAAAUCAACUGUUCUAAAUGUGGUAGUCAGUGAUCAACAUGUAAAUGUUAUCUUCCACUUACAUGCAGAAAGUGACAACUGACUUUUUUUUGUUACUCAGCCAGAAUCCGAGUCAAGUAACAGUUUGAAAAUAGUUUUACUAAGCUAUUCUGUUGCAUUAGAUUCAAGUGUAUAGGUAGUAGGGAGCAGGUGGUUGAUUUAAGAUACAAUGCACUAAAACACUUAAUUUCAAGAAUGUAGUGAAACUGCUUAUCAAUACAAUAUUUCUUCCCUAAGUUAGAUCCAAAAUUUCGCUGUGGAAAGAUUUUUUUAAUAUUGCUGCAAACAGAAUUUUAUUUUACAUAUGUUAGACAUUUACAAAUGUGUCUACAGUAAUAAUCUGUCGAACUGUCACUCAAUUACUUGAGAUACCUAUAGUGUAUAGUAUACUAUACUGGUGAUGUAAUAAUGCACAAUAGCAUUAUGUUGAUCCUACAAUAUGUUAAACUUUUUUUUUGGUACUUUGUAGACAGCUGUCUUAUGCUGUUAUGUGCACAGGAUCUCAACACUUUACAGGGCUUAGUUCUCUCAGCGGAGACUAUUCAUUCUACAGUGAAACAUUCUCAGUAGUGGUACAGUGAAAUUAAAGAUGUGCCAUGAGAAUUUUUCAUACAUUCAUGUCACUGUGAUAUUUUUUUUCCUCUAGCAGCUCCUGGUCACUGAAUAAUUUUGCAAUAUUUGUCCUAUAUCAUCUGUUAAUAACAGUAAAAGUAAUCAUAGAAAAUUCCUGACGUAAGUAGGUUUACCAUAAGCAGAAUAUUUUUUGGAUUUAACAAAAACACUUAAGUCCUGAUAACAGUUAGGAGUAAUCCUCUGUCUCAGCAGAGUCUCUGAUUAGCAACUCCCACCUAUGAGAAGUGCCACGGUGGCGUAACAGUAUUACAAAACCACUACGUCUAUAUUUGAAGAAUAAUUUCAACACAAGUUUUAAUACUUCUAGGUUUAGUGGAAAAUGCCUAUAAUUACUUUUGAGUUUUACUACUUUAUUUUUAAGUCAAAUAAUGCUUGUUGUAUGACUGCAGUGUCUCUAUUUUAUGCACGUUAUGUUUGAAAAAAUGUUUACAAAAAUUCUUUUGUUACACUAAUGUGCAUCACAUAUUUAUGUUUUUUUCUGAAAUUGUUUGUUAUAAGUUUUAGUUUUGUAUUAUGAGAACACGUGAUGUUUAUAACCCUGAACUCUGCUGAUAACCAAGAAGCUGAUGUAAAACAAAAUUGAGGUGUUACUGUGUCUAGCUGCAAAGCAGAUUGGGAAAUAUGGUUACAAGUAAACCUCUUCAAACAGUUUUCUGCUAUGUGAUCUAACUUAUGUCUUCUGUGUAUUAUGGGAAUUUCUGUAUUUUCUCUGACGUUCAUCUUUUCUUGAAUAAAAUCAACUAAAUGCACAUUGUGCAUAACACAACACUGUUGUUUUGUGAAGCUUGUCCAAUAAGCUUCAAUUACUUUUAUUUGCUUCUAGUCCCAGUGCAUGUCCUGUGACCGAGAAGAUUUGAUCUGCUCCAAAACUGUAUAUGGUUGUGUAAAACUAUUCCCAUCUCACCACCAUUACUUCACUUUGCACUUAUCUUCCUGACAUCUGCUUGGUCCCAACCCAACACGAUAUAGAUGACAUCAGAGGGCACAGUUUCUGAUUAGGAAACAUGUUUUUACUGGAAGGAAUGAAGUUAACAACAUCUGAGAAGUGACAGGCCAUUAAGUUGACUAGCUUGAUGCUUGCCUAACUGACACAUCAUGAGAUCUUUUGCAAUUGGUUUCCUGCUGGUAUUGCUUGGUUUUGAACAGUACUUCCUUACACGUAGAGUUCCAUAGGUAGUGUGCGGUGCAGGUCACAACUUAUGAUGAAAUAAACAGGAUAGCAGGAUAAGCUUCCAUGCAUCAUUCAUAUCACAACCAGAACACAAUCUUGAAAGCUCAGCAACAUAGGUGUGCUAAGCUGUAAGACUCACCAUGUCCAUCUUAGUGGCAACGCAUAAUAGCAACUAGUAUAAUUUGCUGUCAUGUAGAACAAAUUUCAAUGUAAUGGAUUAUUUUUGAAAUCUCACCAGAUACAAAUCAAUUCUGCCAAAAGUCAACUCAAAAAAAAAAACCUCCUCCAGAGGCAUAUAUUAGUUUACAAGUUUGGUGUAAUCACUUCAAACUCUUUUUUAUCUCUAAGACCCUGUCUCCAUGUGUUCUGUUGUCUUCUAAAUCAGUUCAUAGCUUUCAAAUCAUCUUUAAUAUUUUUUGACUCAGGCUACAAUACUGAAACAGGUUGAAUCAGUCAUAAAUAACAUUCUCUGUAACUGUGACCCAGAUCCAUUUUCCUUCUUCACCUCAAUCCUUUGUCUUGCCAUUUUCUUGCACUAUUCAUCAUUGUCCAGUUCAGUGCAACUACUGAUAUCUGGUUCUGCUCUAGUCUACCCAUAUGCCCAGAGUAUCUCCAGAAUUACCUUAUUUUCCAUUUCAGACAGUUACCCUGAGUUUCCCGUACACCUAUACUUGUUCCCUUCCCCUCUCAUCAUCGUUCUCCUCUUGGCGUAGUCAUAGAGGACCACAGCACAGAAAAGGUCCUUUCAACUCCAUCGAGUCUGCACCAGUCAAAAACAACCAUCAAUAUGCGAGUCACAGUUUUCCAGCAAUUAGCCUAUAGUCUUGUAUGUCUUGUAUGUCUUGGCAUCAUAAGUGCACAUCUAAAUCUUUCUUAAAUAUUAAGAGGGUUUCUGCUUCUGCCAUCCUUGCAGGCACUGAGU